AUGCCUGGACCACCGUCCAAAAUGAUCAUAACUGGUCAAGAUCCGGCAAUGACAAGAGCAAUUGCUUGUGCUCUUCCCAAUACGUUUCAUAGAUAUUGCAUUUGGCACAUUGUUCGUAAAUUUUCUGAGAAAAUAGGUGCAUUGGCAUACAAAGAACAUUAUGAAAAGUUCAAGAAAUGUAUUUGGAAUUCGGAGAGCCCUGACGAGUUUGACGCAACAUGGGCAUAUAUUGUAGGAAAAGCGAACUUGUCCACCCAUCAAUGGUUGCAGUCCAUGUACGAAAUUCAUGGCAGAUGGGUUCCUGCAUAUACGCGACACAUUUUCUCUGCCCACAUGACAAGUAGUCAACGGGCUGAAAUUUCUCAUGCAUUCUUCAAGAGGUAUUUGUCUGACAAUAAUUCAAUGUAUGAAUUUGUGACACGGUUCGAAAGGGCACUUGCACGUCUACGACAUAAUGAAUUAGAUUUUGACCACAAAGAUAUGAAUGAGAAGCCAGUCCUGAAAACCUCAUGGUCGAUGGAAAAGAAAAUGAGUGAAUUAUACACGCUCCAUUCAUUUAAGAAAUUUCAGGAGGAAACAUUUCAGGUUGGUGCAUAUGUGCUUACGAUACUAAAUGAGGAUGAAUGUCGCUCUGUGUGGAAAGUUCAUAGGGAAGAAAUGGAAGGUUCGAGAGGUCGUGAGCUGUUGGUGGACAAGUCAUCGAACCGUGUGAGUUGUAGUUGUCAAAUGUUUGAAUUCGACGGAAUUCCAUGUCGGCACUUGUUGGCGUACUUGUCUUUAAUGCAGAUUAGGGAACUCCCUAGCACAUACAUUUUGCAAAGGUGGACUAAAACUGCAAAAGCAGGCAGAGUUUUUGAUGACUUGGGCAGUCAUCAAAAAGAAAUAUGUGGCUGUUCACUUUUAGUGAGGCGACAGGGUAUCUUUCAACUUGCUUCUACAGUUCUUGAUUACGCUGUAUUAGAUGAAGAAGGAACUGAAAUUGUGCGAGAAGCGUUGCUAUCUAGUCAAAAGAAGAUUGCAUUCAUGAGGGGUUCUCGCCAAGAUGGUUCAACGAGUUCUAUCCAAUUGCCUAUUUCUCUCGGAAGCGAACAUGGUUUGAAAGAACCACUGAAAGUUAGGGCAAAAGGUUGUGGUAAGUGUUUGAAAAGAGGAAAAGAGAAGGCCGUCAAGAAAAGUAGAAAAUGUCAUGGGUGUGGGUUAUUGGGGCAGUCGCAUGACAAAAGAAAUUGUCCAAAGCUUAUGAACAUGUCUUCCCAAGAUGCUAGGUUGUAUGACGACGACGACGACGACGACGACUUUGCCAAUGAAUGUUAGUGUUUUUUAAAGUGAAAUACAGACUUCAAAUAAGAAGUGAAUUACUGACUUGAAUACUAAUUUUAUUUUUGUUUCAGGAACUAUAUGGGUUUGCGGAUAUGGAGAUGAAAUUGGCACGCAUGGUAGAUGAUGCAUUUUAUUGGUAGUAUUCUUUACUUUGGCUUUACUAAUGAUCAAAUAGAACAGUUAUGAAGGAUUCCUGCAGCAGUUUUGCUACUGUCUUGAUGCAGUUGUCUGACUAUUCUUGUUGCUACUGCUAUUAUAUUGAUACCUGUUAUGGCUGCUGCUUUUUGGACAAUGAAGCUUUUUGGAAAGUCAAGGACAAGGUUGGGGAGGAGGCCAAUCAAACAAUCACCAAAGUCAAGGACAGGGUUGAG
Messenger RNA from Rhododendron vialii, 1691 nucleotides. RefSeq names its product protein FAR1-RELATED SEQUENCE 5-like. Gene Ontology annotation, molecular function: zinc ion binding. NCBI's taxonomy places the organism in Eukaryota, Viridiplantae, Streptophyta, Magnoliopsida, Ericales, Ericaceae. The transcript has 2 exons. Bases 1 to 1314 code for a protein of 437 amino acids. Gene Ontology annotation, biological process: regulation of DNA-templated transcription. The record is from RefSeq and is a predicted model, not a curated record.